UCCACGCACGCCUGCACCCAGCCACUCUGUGGGAAGAGACCCUUCCCCUCGCCAUGGCUUCCCUGGGACAGAUCAUCUUCUGGAGCAUCAUUAGCAUCAUAAUUAUUCUGGCUGGAGCUACUGCACUCAUCAUUGGCUUUGGUAUUUCAGGGCGACACUCCAUCGCAGUCACUACUCUCACCUCAGCUGGGAACAUCGGGGAGGAUGGAAUACUGAGCUGUACUUUUGAACCUGACAUCAAACUUUCUGAUAUUGUGAUACAGUGGCUGAAGGAAGGUGUUAGGGGCUUGGUACAUGAGUUCAAAGAAGGCAAAGAUAACCUGUCAGACCAGGAUGAAAUGUUCAAGGACCGGACAGCAGUGUUUACUGAUCAAGUGAUAGUUGGCAAUGCCUCUCUGAGGCUGAAAAACGUGCAACUCACAGAUGCUGGCACCUACAAAUGUUACAUCGUCACCUCUAAGGGCAAGGGGAAUGCUAACCUGGAGUAUAAAACCGGAGCCUUCAGCAUCCCAGAGGUGAAUGUGGACUACAAUGCCAGUUCAGAGAGCUUGCGGUGUGAGGCUCCCCGAUGGUUCCCCCAGCCCACAGUGGUCUGGGCAUCCCAAGUUGACCAAGGAGCCAACUUCUCAGAAGUCUCCAACACCAGUUUUGAGCUGAAUUCUGAGAAUGUGACCAUGAAGGUGGUAUCUGUGCUCUACAAUGUCAUGAUCAACCACACAUACUCCUGUAUGAUUGAGAACGACAUUGCCAAAGCCACAGGGGAUAUCAAAGUGACAGACUCUGAGAUCAAAAGGCGGAGUCACUUACAGCUGCUGAACUCAAAGGCUUCCCUGGGUGUCUCUUUCUGUGCCACCAGCUGGAUACUCCUUCCUCUCUCCCCUUAUCUGAUGCUAAAAUAAUGUGCCUUGGCCACACAGAAACACACAAAGUCAUUGCUAUGACAGAAUCCCAGGAAUCUGCAGAAUGAUUUCACCAAAAGAUAUGACCUAGUUUUGUAUUUCUGGGGAGAAAAGAAUUCAUGUCUAGAACUCUGGAGUGAACAAACAAAAUCAAGAAGCAAAAAGAAGCCAAAAGACUCUACAGAAGACUCCAAUAUGAACAAGAUAAAUAUAUCUCCAAAGAAAUAUAUUAAAAUUUGGGGAAAUAAUUCAUUAGAACUAGAGAAAUGCAUUAAGAUUGCUAUAUAAAAUUCAUGUUGAAGACAAGUGUAUCCUCAUAUCUCAGGGACCUCCCCUUACCUAUAAACUCCUGGGGAGUGAGAGGAUAGGAUAUCCCAUCUCCCUUUUCUCAGAAUCCUUAGUUAUAUGUGGUGUAGUGUUAUUCUUAGGAAGUUCCUAGAAAGAUUUCCAAUGCAGUAUAAACAUGCAUUAUAUUCUACAAAUUAAACUGCAGAGAAUCCCUUAAGAAGCUGCUAAUUGCCUGCCUCUUCACAAGUCAGAGGUGGCUGCAUUUUUUGGGUCAAAUGAUUCACUUUUUAUGAUGAUAUUUCCAAAAGUGCUUUUGUUUCUCCUUCCAACUAAGAAAUGCCAAAGAAAUGUGAAAAACAAUCAUAAUUUUAAUGUAAAAAAGUAGUUGGGUCAUACUAAUUUUCUAAAUAAUCCAAGUACUUUCUUUUUAAAACAAACGCUAUUUUAUUUCUUAGAUGAUGUUCACUCUUGAAUGAUCCAGGGAAGGACCUCUCAUCUUUACUAUAUGGGACAGUGUAUCAGCACGAGAUUUCAGAGGCUUCUACUUUCUAUCCUGCAUGGACAGCUACGACCUCAGCUUUCAACAGCCUCUAGAGCAGUGGGACUCCACUGGGGGUGAUUCUGCCCCCCAGAGGGCAUUUGGUAAUGUCUGGAGACAGUUUUGGUUGUAACAGGUUGGGGUGGGGUGUGCCACUGGCAUCUAGUGGAUAGAGCCCAGGGACGUUGCUCACCAUUCCACAGUACACAGGACAUCCCUCAACAACAAAGAAGCAUCCAGCCCAAAAUGUCAAUAGUGCUGAGGUUAAGAAACCCUGAUUUAGAGCAGAAAAGGAUCUAGAAAAGAGGGGAACAAACAGAUUUGUUAGCUUCCUAAAAAUGGGCAUUAGCUUCUGUCUGUUUGGCUGCUGCCUCAGCACAGAGAGCCAGAACUCUGAUGUCGAGCAGCCAGGAUAACAUCUUGCAGUGAACAGUGUGGACAAGGCCUGUGGGAAAUCCUUGAUGGGAUUAUCUUCAGCUGGUUGAGCUUCUAUGUUACUUUCACUUCAUUCUACCCUACAAACCACGUUCCGUCACAAGUUCCCUCAGUCUGAAUUUAGAUCUCAGGACCCUGCCCAGCCAAAAUUCAAAUUAAGACAACAAAGAUGUACCUUCCUUGAAACAUAGACUUCUAAAAGCAUGGGCAAGGACCCUUUGAAACAAGGCCCCAAAGAGUGAAGCUUUGAUAGAAAAGAACAUUUUGUUUCCAGCCCCCUUCCCACACUAUUUUUUCACACAUUGACCACUGCCUCCUUGGUACUUUGUACUCACCAUGACUGUAUUACAUUGUGUUAUAGAAAACUUGAUUUUAGCAUUAAAACCAUUCAAGAGAAUGAUUAAAUAUACAUUUCCUACACCGCUGUCUUCCUGGUU
This is a messenger RNA of Choloepus didactylus (southern two-toed sloth), 2597 nucleotides long. RefSeq names its product V-set domain containing T cell activation inhibitor 1 (gene VTCN1). The record is from RefSeq and is a predicted model, not a curated record. The transcript has 6 exons. The coding region runs from base 54 to 899 and encodes 281 amino acids. Lineage: Eukaryota; Metazoa; Chordata; Mammalia; Pilosa; Megalonychidae.